CAUCCUGACGCUACAAAACUUGCAUCUCGGGAUUUGCGUGCUCGUUCAAAAAUCAAUAAGGCUCUUGACUUCGCAAAGUACUGGCACUGUUGCUGAUUAUUAAGAAGAAUGCCGUUUCUUUCAAUUGCUUGUGCUACAGCAUGUAGCCAAAUGCUUGGCUGUGCGUGGUAUUCUCCAUAUAUGUUUGGUAAUGUUUGGUUGAAAGCCACUGGUAAAGAUUGCAAGGGUAUAAGCAGCAAUUGCACACCAUUUAUUGUUGGAUUGACAUCAGAUCUUGGGCUGGCUUGUGCAUUGGAUCACGCAUUACCGAGAAUUGAUCUCGGUAGUAACUGGCGUACUGUUGCCAUGGUAGCUGGUGGAUUUAGCUUCAUCCACAGCAUGAUAGAAGCACCACAUUAUGCAUAUGAAGAACGAAGCACAUCUGUAUUUGGUUUAUCCAUUACUUUCAACACUGUGCGUUUAGCAGUGAUGACUUUUGUUAUGUUAACAUUAGACAGAAGUGAUUAAAGACAAAAAUAGAUAUCUGCAGUUACAUUUUCUCAAAGUGAAAGAAAAAAAUGUAAUGAUAUAAAGUCAAAAUUCAUUAGUUAGGUUUAUUUUUUUUUUAAAACGUUUCCUUGCUUUCUUAGAUACAUCAUGUUUGUUUUAAACACAUUUUAAAAAUUGUUCUAAAACUUUUUCUGUUACUUCUAGAUUUGUUGCUCCUUGUUAUUGCUAAACCCACACAGAAAUAUGGCAAGAGGUAUUAGAAAAUUAGAUUAGGUAAAACACUUUAUGUAACCAUGGAAAUAAUAUAUGAAGUUAAUAAACACAUUAUUUUGUUCUAAA
Saccoglossus kowalevskii is the source of this 828-nucleotide messenger RNA. RefSeq lists its product as uncharacterized. The record is from RefSeq and is a predicted model, not a curated record. Lineage: Eukaryota; Metazoa; Hemichordata; Enteropneusta; Harrimaniidae.